This is a messenger RNA of Nerophis lumbriciformis (worm pipefish), 1338 nucleotides long. It is a transcript of the gene surf1, whose product is annotated as SURF1 cytochrome c oxidase assembly factor. Gene Ontology annotation, biological process: mitochondrial respiratory chain complex IV assembly. Gene Ontology annotation, cellular component: membrane; mitochondrion. NCBI's taxonomy places the organism in Eukaryota, Metazoa, Chordata, Actinopteri, Syngnathiformes, Syngnathidae. The record is from RefSeq and is a predicted model, not a curated record.
UUAAACGAAGGGACCGGAAGUAGUUACACUAAAAUUGGUCCUCGGUCUGACUAGCAACAUGACAGUUAUGUAGCUGUCCGUGUAGGAAGGUUGUACAAUAUUUCUAGUUUCUGGUUGUUUAAGUUGCCAUUCGGAAUGUUGUCACUAAAAACGCUGCUGGUUUCUCACCACAGAACCUUUACGAUUUUAACAGCGGAAAGAAACGUCGUUUGCAUCAAGAGGGCGUUUUACCUGCUCAGAUCCCCUCUCGUCAAGCGAGGAAAUGCCAGGUCCAUUGGAUGGCGACAAUGCAGCUCCACAGCAGCCAAAACUACAACUGCAGAAGACUCCUUCUUUAAAUGGUUCUUGCUGCUCAUCCCGGCCAGCACAUUUGGUCUCGGCACCUGGCAGGUGAAGCGUCGCCAGUGGAAACUGCAGCUGAUUGACGACCUGAACAAGCUCACCUCAGCGGAGCCCAUUCCGCUUCCUGUCGACCUGCACGAGCUGGGCCAGCUGGAGUACAGGCGGGUGAGAGUGCGCGGGCGCUACGACCACGCCAAGGAGCUCUACAUCCUGCCGCGCUCGCCCGUCGACCCUGAGAAGGAGGCCAGGGAGGCAGGCAGGCUGACGUCCAGCGGGGAGACGGGCGCCAAUGUGGUCACGCCGUUUCACUGCACGGACCUUGGCAUCAGCAUCCUGGUGAACAGAGGCUACGUUCCCAAGCAGAAGGUCCGACCAGAGACCAGGAUGAAGGGUCAGGUGGAGGGCGAGGUGGAGCUGGUGGGUGUGGUCAGGCUGACAGAGCAGCGUAGACCUUUUAUGCCCAACAACGAUGUGGACAGGAACCGCUGGCACUACCGCGACCUGGACGCCAUGUCUGCCAUAACCGGAGCGGAACCCAUCCUCAUUGAUGCAGACUUUGCGAGCACCAUCCCUGGUGGACCAAUAGGCGGACAGACGAGGGUGACGCUGAGGAAUGAACACAUGCAGUAUGUCAUCACAUGGUACGGCCUGUGUGCGGCCACAUCCUAUAUGUGGUACAUGAAGUUCAUCAAGAAGAUUAAAAUGUAGGGCCUCCAAUCAAGUACGGGAAAAGCAACUCUCUACGAGGCUAACAAGACCGCAACAAAGACUACAAACUAAAAAGCAGCUUACUAGGGUGGACUCAUUCACACCAGUUAUUCAUUAUGAUACCAUGUAUGUUGAGAAAAAAGCACAAUGCAGAGCGAUCACUAAAGCAGUCACUGCACAUCUCCAAGAUGUGCGAAUGAAAAAGCCUCUGUUUAUCUACCAUAUUUUUCGGAGUAUAAGUCGCUCCGGCCCAAAAUGCAUAAUAAAGAAGGAAAAAAACAUAAGUCG